UCCGCCGGGUUCGGCUUUUCACACCUUUCUCUCCCCAUCGUGAGAGAGGACGUUUGGGGGAGAGAGCGGCCCGGCGGGGUCCCCUCCGAGCGGGUCCCCCUCGACCUUGCAGGGACCCGGGCGGCGCGGGGCUGGGAUUGUGCCGGAUUUCAAGGACACGGGAGAUGAUCGGGACUUUGGGAGCCAACAUCUGCCUGGCUGGUGACGUCAGCAGCCCCGUGUAAUCCUCUUGUACUGAAGGCAGAUGCCUUAUUUGUUUGGCUGGAGAGGCAUUAAUCCCUAAUUCUGGAGCAGCAAGCGAGGGGGAGAGACCGGACCGCUUCUUACCCCCCGACAGCCGCUCGCGGGGUUCUCCUCCUCUUUGCGCUCUGUGGCUCCGGUUGGGCGGAGGACGAGCCAGCCCUCGGCAGGCGCCCGCACGCAGGAGCCGCGCUGCCGAGGGCGGGCCUGAGCCUUCUGCCCGCCUCGCCCCCGGAUGCCCCGGCAAGCGGCGGAACAGCCCCCGGGAAGCCCACCUCGCCGCCGGAGCCCAGCGCAGCGUAGCCCUCUCCCUCCCGGGCCCAGGACCCCGGCAGCAGUCGAGGUCAGCCCGCACGGUUCGGGGGGUCCGGCCGGGUCGGUGCUCCCGGCGUGCCGGCGGCACAGGGGCACAACGGUCCCGUCCUGAGCGCUGAGAGGCGGCCGCAACCGUAACAAUAAGAAUACAAAGCGUAGGCUGUUUUUUAUUUUUUUUUUAAUUAUUAUUAUUAUUCUAAUGAGUUCAUCCCUCAUUUCCUCGCUCGCACAGCUCGGUGUAGGCAGGCCAGAUGGGCUGCCCCGACCCUCCCGGGAAAAGGGCAGGUGCGAGCGAGUUACAUUUUUUUUUUUCCUCUUUACAAAGCGAGAUGCCACGUCCCGGCCUUUCGCUUCCCCCCGCCGCCCCCGGCCAGGAGGAGCGGUGCGCCCCGGGCUGCGGUUCCCCCGGGCCGAGCGGGCCCUGCGGCCGCUGUGCGCUCACAACCGUCGGGGCGCUGACGCCCGGCGAGGACGAAAUUACCGCCUGGGAGUGCGCGAUCGGCACACGCUUCAUUUCUGUGAUUUUUCUUUUUAGUCUAUUACGUGCUUAUCGAACAGCUUCCUGGGCAUUGCAAACAGCAGAUGGGCGAGUAGGAAAAUUGGAGAGCGAAUUGCACCCAGCCCAGGAUGGGACCGCGGCGGAAGGGAACCGCCUUUUUUUUUUUUUUCCUUUUUUCUUUCUUUUUCUUUUUUUCUUUUUUUUUUUCUUUCUUCUUAUAUUUUUUUCCCCCGGAGAUCCGUCGCUAUUCUAUUUCCAGAGAGAACGCGCGUGAGCGCUCCCAGGCUCUGCCUCUCCGUGUUCACAGCGGACCUUGAUUUAAUGUCAUACAAUUAAGGCACGCGGUGAAUGCCAAGAGCGGAUCCUCCAGGCGGCAUUAAGGAACUCGCUAAGCAUAACGCUACCAAUAAAACCAAUAGCAGCCUGUCUCGAAUCCGAAAGGAGAGGGGAAAAAAAAAGAGCAGUGACAGACUCGGUGCCUGUACUCACCUCUACGGAACGCGCGGCCGAAGGGGCGGCAGACACGGGCGCUGCCGGCAGAUAAGGCGGCUCUGCGGAGCGCCGGAGCGGAGCGGUGGCGGCGGUGAUUUGCGAGGCAGUGCGUCCCGACCUCUCGCUUUCCUGGGCUAAGCCAUGUAACGUCGCUUAAUGGGAAAUAAAUACAUUUUUUCUGCUAUUAAUCACCGCGAGGAUCGUUCUUUGCGCAUCGCCCCGGCGGCAGCGAGAGGUGCCCGCGGGGGGUCCGCGGCUCUCAGCGCGGAGGACGAGGAAUGCGGGACCGGGGGCCGCGGAGCUGCGUGCGGGACAGCGCUGCGGGCGGCGUUUGCGUUCCGAGGGGCGGCGGGAGCACCGCGCGGUGUGGGCACGGCAGGGGAAGAGCGGAGCGCUGCGGGAGGGCUGUGUGUGCGCAGGGCCGGAGCGGUGCGCGAUGCCGAGGGCCCGGGGGAGGCUGGCGGUGGCGGGGGGGCAGAGGGGGGUGGCGGCGGCGGCAUUGCAGCGCUCGUGGGAGCAGUGCAUGCGCGCCGGGGCAGCGGAGACACGGCUCCGCUGGGUGAGGCGUUGGCAGCGGGGCCGCGGAGGUGCGGUGAGCAGAGGGUGCGGGGAGGGGAGAGGCCGCGGGUGUCCCGCGGCGGCGGCGCCUUUGUUCCGCGGGGUCCGAACAAAGGAGCGGCGGGGCCGGGCCGGGAGGGGCGGCUGCCGGCGCUGUCCCUGGUGCUGGCGGAGGCGCCCGGCGUCGCGGCUCGGGCCCGAGGGGAGAGCGUCCCCCGGCGGGGCGGGCGCGGAAGGAAAGCGGGACCGGGCAGGGCGCGGCUGUGGGAAGGGUUGCGAAGCGGCUCGGCCCUGUCCGCCGUGCCCCUGCCCCGACUGGGUCCACGGGAGCGUAACCCAGAGCAUCCCUCCCCGCAAGUCUGUCUCCGGCCCGGGGUGCAGUAGCCGGAGUGGAAGCAGGUCCCUCGGGGGCUGCGUCCCGCUGCCAGCCGCACUCCGGUCCCGGCCAUCGCCAGGCGGCGCACGGCACCUCGGCCGUCCCGUUCUGCGUUGCCCGCUCCCAACCGGCGGCACUGCCGGCAAGAUCAGGGAUGCCCUCAAAGACCAGAUAAGGCAAACCGACCCUGUAGCAAUAAUAACAAGAGCAAUAACGCUAGCAGUGCUGUCUGUUCGGGGUUGUAGUCCUUGCCUUCUCUCUUCUUGUGCUCAGCUAAGAGCAGUGAUCACAGUUCUGCUUUUUUGCCAAAGAUGAGAGUGCAGACGGGAAUGGUCAUCUUCUCUGCAGGGGUAUGAAGGGCACAGUCCCUGCCCGUUCCUUGGCCUCUCUUUUCCAUUCACCUUUGAAUUGUCCUGGUGUGGGCCAGCUGACAGAGGAGGCACAUGAGAUACUCUGCCCCUGCAUCCAGCUCAGCAGAUUGGGAUCGAGUCUCUCCCAGUGCACUGCCUGCUCCUGCCAUGUCACAGAGUGGUUCUCAUUUUUGGCUUUGAGAUCUCUGUAUAUAUACAGACCUCUACGUGUGCACAGAUUUGCACAUCUGUGUGUGUUUAUGCAGGUUUAAUUGUAACGCCAAACUUCUCAGCACUUCUUGUUUAUAUUUCCUUUGUAAGACCUACAGUUUCACAGGAUCUCAGAGGGGCUGGGCAAGGAACAAAGUUCAUCUUUGCCUGCUUUGUGUGUGAGCCAGAAAGAGCUGCAGACCAGAUUGACUCUUGCACAGGUAGAGAGUGAGGACGGUUUUAAAGCCCCGUGUGUGACCUGAAAUGCCCAGUUAAACUGUAGGAUUGCAAAGCUGAGCUGAUCUCUCUUGCAUCAGGCAUUGUGCCCACCAUUACUCACUUAUAUUUUUUUCUUGCAAACAGAAGCUGAAGAUUCGUUAUAAAUAAUAUACGGUUCCAUAGCAAAAGAGAUAUAAAUAUGCACAUGAAGCUGCUGCCACUGUCAAUCUCCUGGUGUAUGCUUUGAAAUAUUUCUUAAAGCUUGGAAAGAAACUGAAUUUUAUUUUAUUUUUUAUUUUUUUGAAAAGAUGGAGGCUUCUUCUGUAAAAUUUCCAAAGACAUGGAACAUGGAUACUUUCUAAAUUGUGGCAGCAAUAAUAAUAAUGGUGGUGAUGAUGAUGUAAUGCAAUUUAAGGUGCAAUUUAAGGUCUGAUCUAGCAGAAACAUGGGUAAUGCCGCUGUGCAUUUCUCACUCUGAUGUCAUGUUGCAGCAACAGGAAUACUGUAGGUUCUGGUGGCGGCUGCUGAAAGUGACCGGUAUUUAAUAUUAACCACUUUCCUUCCUGCUUCCAGAAAGGAACGAAAGCCCUGCUCUCAACGGCUUUUCCUCUGGGCAACCUGAUUUCUGAGGCUAACCCCAUCACGGCUUCCCACGUCGAGGAGAGCUCUCCCUCUGAGCCCCCUCUGCAGUGAGAAGCCUUAAGACCCUCCUCCCUUUCAAUUCUCCCCAUUUUUCCUUUCUGAAGCGACGCUCCCCCGAAGCUACGGGAGCGGAGGGUGGCCGGGCGCUGCCCGAGAGCGGCCGGGGCG
Gallus gallus (chicken) is the source of this 4069-nucleotide messenger RNA. RefSeq lists its product as uncharacterized. The coding region runs from base 1703 to 2488 and encodes 261 amino acids. NCBI's taxonomy places the organism in Eukaryota, Metazoa, Chordata, Aves, Galliformes, Phasianidae. The record is from RefSeq and is a predicted model, not a curated record. The transcript has 2 exons.